GUUUAGCCUGUGACCCUCUGUGCAAAACAGACCAAAACACAUCAAAUCUAGCAAGUAGGUUAUAGUACAAUAGGUAGUCUAUAGUUUAUCGACUGUGGUGGAUAUAUUAUCUUUUAUUUCUUUAAUCCUUAUUUUACUUUCUGUUUUUAAUAUUCUUUCGCUACCCUUCAAAAAAGGAAGCAAACAGAACAUAAUAUGGGUAUUCACACACAUGCAAGCUCGUAGAAAUAGUAUAAUUAACCGCGUUGCUCGUCGCUAUGCGCGAGUGCCUGGUGAACACGGUGAUGGCAGUGUCCCUGCAUUUUAUCCCAUAUCUAUCAAUCCCGGGCUGUGGGGACAGCCCUUUGCGAAAGUCAAAAACGGCAAGUACCAAGUUAUUUUUUUCCAUUUGCUGAUCUUCCCAAUAGUGUUUUACUGGAUCUUUGAUGUCACUUUCGGGCAGCGCACGCGCAUUGGGACGAUUGGUAAGCGUGCACUUCCUUCAAACUUCGCUUUUAGGCAACUAGACCUGGACGAUCCUGACCAUGCUAUUAAGUACAGAAAGCUACAGGAGGAAAUGGCCGAAAAUAAACUAGAGGUUCGUUGGGGCGGUACAAAUUUUUUGGCAAGUUAUUUGUGGGAACCCGGCGAUCCAGAGCCCGAUGUUCGGCGAAAAGAACCCCCCAAACAUGCUCAUUGACACCAUUAGUUAAUUCCCACCAAACCAUGUUAUAACGUUUUUUUAUCUUUGCCUUUUUACUUUUGCGUAGUCUAUAUAUUAGGAAAAGCAUUUAACAUAGAGGAAAGCAUCUGUGGAUCGAAGAUGUGGGGUAGAUUUCUUUCCUUGCCAUUUCUCUUCUGGAAGUAUAGCAAGGAUGAUG
Molecule: messenger RNA, 860 nt
Organism: Phytomonas sp. Hart1
Lineage: Eukaryota; Euglenozoa; Kinetoplastea; Trypanosomatida; Trypanosomatidae
Source: the annotation of a GenBank genome assembly